This is a messenger RNA of Aethina tumida (small hive beetle), 2465 nucleotides long. Its product is annotated as myc box-dependent-interacting protein 1. NCBI's taxonomy places the organism in Eukaryota, Metazoa, Arthropoda, Insecta, Coleoptera, Nitidulidae. Gene Ontology annotation, cellular component: cytoplasm; plasma membrane. The record is from RefSeq and is a predicted model, not a curated record. The transcript has 8 exons. Gene Ontology annotation, molecular function: phospholipid binding; protein binding. Bases 129 to 1535 code for a protein of 468 amino acids.
ACCAGUGGAUGAGCUGCUGCGGUGAGUGUCUUGUGAUCUAGUGCUUGCAUCAUUGGUACUGGAUUUAAAAAAAAUUUUGUGGGUGAAUUGGUGACAAACUGGGCGGUGUGCAAACAAAAAAUAAAACGAUGGCAGAAAGUAGAGGAUCGUUAUUGGCCAAGUCCGUGCAAAAACACGCUGGAAGAGCCAAAGAAAAGAUCCUUCAAAAUCUAGGAAAAGUAGAUAGGACGGCAGAUGAAAUAUUCGACGAGCAUUUGCAAAAUUUCACAAGACAGCAGAAUGCAGCAAACAGAAUUCAAAAAGAAUUUAACAAUUACAUUAGGUGUAUAAGAGCUGCCCAAGUAGCAUCAAAAUCAUUAUUGGACGCCAUCGGGGAAACAUACGAGAGUCAAUGGACUGGACACGAUUUACUUUAUGUACAAACACAGUCGGUGGACAACUUGUGGCAGGACUUCAGUAACAAACUGGCGGACCAAGUGCUUCUUCCAUUGAAUACAUACCAAGGCCAAUUUCCCGAAAUGAGGAAAAAGAUCGACAAGAGGGGGAGAAAAUUGGUGGACUAUGAUAGUCAGAGACACAGUUUCCAGGCACUGCAAACUAACAUGAAGAAGAGGGACGACGCGAAAAUUGCAAAAGGACGUGAACAAUUAGAAGAAGCCAAGAGGACAUACGAAAUGCUCAAUUCGGAAUUGCACGAUGAACUGCCUGCUCUAUAUGAUUCCAGAAUCUUAUUUUUAGUUACUAACCUGCAAUCACUUUUCAACGCUGAACAUGUCUUCCACACAGAAUGUUCUAAGGUAUUUGAAGAAUUGGAGGCUGUCGUUGACAAAUUGGCAACUGAUAGUCAAAGAGGGUCGUAUAGUAUUAAGAAAACGAAUGGUGCUAGUCUUCCCCGUCCGACCAGUCUCAAGAACUCCACUCCACUCAUCGUCAACAACAGUUCUCCGGCUCGAGCCGACGACCUUGCACAAUCCCCUACCAAACCAGAACUGCCCCCAUUAAACUCCGAAAGCUCUUCCAAACCCUUAAACAACUCCAGUCCCCCCGCCACGCCUACUAAAAAGAACGGUGAAUCGUCCCCCGUUCCAGUCACUCCCCCGCCCGAAACGAACAGUAACAGUACCCCAGUAGUACAGCAGCUUAACGGGACAAGCACGCCUGAUGGCAUACCCUCAAAUCCAUCCCCCGAACCUGAACCCGAACAGACCCGAAAGGUUCCUGCCGCCGCGACAGCCACCGCCGCCGAUCAGGCCAAAAUUAACAAUGCCAAUACAGACAAUAAAAAAAUUGAGGAACUAUACGACAUACCCGUUGGAGCCAGUACUGAGAAUUUGCCACCUGGUGUUCUGUACAGGGUGAAGGCUACUUACAAAUAUAAUAGAGAAGACGUUGAUGAGCUAUCAUUCGAAGUCGGUGAAGUUAUCAACGUGAUAGAAUAUGAUGAUCCAGAAGAACAGGAGGAAGGUUGGUUAAUGGGCAUAAAGGAGAAUGGAGAAAAGGGCAUGUUCCCCGCCAAUUUCACAAGGCCUCUGUAAAAUAUACGAAUAAAUAUUUAUGGGAAUCAGUCACACUGAAAUAUUAUUUACAUAUAUUUCAUGUAAGAUCAAGUGCCUUAUAUUUUAUAUAGUUUUUUAUGUUUGAUUUUUAUUUAACAACGAAUAAUUACUGUUAAUUUAUUUUUAAACGAUUGUUAUCUCGUUGAGAAUCUCAGAGAUAUAUUCUACGAAUACUCAAAAACUGUUAUAAUUGCAUUUUUCAUCAAUAUUUUCUUUGUUUUCAAUUAUUUUUAAGUGUAACCAUUGUUAACAAAUAUUAGAUGAUGUAAUUACAUAUAUUAUUUUAUUGCAUUUUAUUGUUCUUUUAUAUUUUGAUGCACUAUGAACAUUUUUAAUUUAGUAUCGUAAGAUCAAAAGUAUUGCUCAAAUUUUAUAAAACUUUAUAUACAAUUUUAAAGAACACAACUAUCUAGUCACGGUGAAAAUCUUAAAUUUUUGCUCGAUUUUAUCUUCUGACGUUUUGAAAGUUUUCCAUUUGGAAAUGUUCAUAUUUGUGCCUUCCCUAUCUUGUUAUUAGUGUACAACUUGUACUACUCCCUAGAAAAUAACCUACAGAAAAUGAAACCACUAAAUAAGGAAUUUUUUAUAAAAAUUUACUUAUUAAAAUUUAAAGGUAUUUUCUAAGAAGUUUUUCUUCAUAAAUAAGUUUGUAAUGUUUGUGACGGCAGGAAAAUGAAUUUUUGUAUAAUAUUUUAAUCUAUUGAUUUUUUCUUAUUUCCUGCUGUGACAAUAGAAAACUUAUAUCAGAGUUUGUAUUUGCUAUUCUGGCGAAGGAAUGUUAUUAUGUAUUAGAUAUUCUUGUGCGAUAGAUAUAACUUAUUUUUAUUCCUUUAAUUAUGUUAAAUUUUAUUAACUUAUUAAGUAGUGUAUGUUUGAAUUACCUUAAAAUAAAGGAAGUAUUACAGUUUA